GCGAAGCAGCGGCCAUCACGCGACCAUGUAAACAAAGCCCGGCCGGAGGUGACCCCAUGGAGAAAAUUAUUAUAUACGUGUCCACAGAACGUCAAAACAAGUACAUCGUCGAGGAACUAGAAUCCGCCGUCCAAAUCCUCCAAGAGAACGCCAAAAAGAAAUGCUGGGGGCCGGACGUUCGAAUCGCCUCACUAACCGUCGGUGAUGAGGAGCCCCCCCACCCCCCCACACAGGCCCCCCAUGAACCCCCACCCCCCCACAACCCCACACGGACACUAUGGCAUGACUGGAGGGGGUCGGAGCCUUUCAAGGGGUUGUGGCGAGGGUUAGGCGAUGCGGCGGAGGGAACGGAGAAGAAGAAGGAGGAGCAAGAGGAGGAGGAGGAAGUGUUUAGGUACAAUGACUUCUUCCUGCUUGGCGAGGCACUACACAAGCUUCUCGACGAGGUUGGUGGGCCCGGUGGUGUUCUCCUGUCCCUCGUGUGGUGUGUCGAGGCCUAUACCCCCAACCCGAGCGAGGUCCCUGAGUUCUUUGGGGCACUCCAGCGGCUGCAACAGUGGCACCUCGGGGCUCUCCACGUGGCCUGCCGGGACGCUGCGCUGGUGGAGGAGUGGGUGGAGUACCUUCCGCUGCAGUAUAUUUGCGCGUCCGCCUCCGCCCAGGUGGUUUCGGGCGUAUCCAAGACCUUCUGGCGCGGGCAUCUCAGCGUGUGGGAGGCGGGCACCGGGGAGGCUGUAAGGCUGCCACUGUGUGAGGUGGUCUGUACGCAGGGCACGCCACCCCCCUCCACGCUGCCUAAACAGCACCCCAUAUACUUCCUCCCGUCGGCCGAGGUGGUGGCGGACUAUGAUGGAGGGUCAAUGCCGUGGGUGUACCUCCAGAGCGGGGGGGUGUACAGCCUCGGCCCGGCACCCACCACCGACGAGGAGGACCAGGAGGAGAUGACGGCAGCGCUGCACCUCUUCACCGCCCAGCCUGGGACCGUGACCCUAAUCAGACUCCAGUACUCUGUGUCUCCGCCUGUGCUUGCCAACAUGCGGGCGGCCAGCACGGAGGAGUGGAAGAGGGCCAUGGGAGAGGGGCAGUUCGACCUCGUGCCCAGCCUGCAGUUCAAGGGAUGUCACUCAGUGCUAAACAUGUUAAUUCUGAGCGAGGGAGCGACCAAGGGAAAGGCCUGGAUGGUAGCGUUGAAGGACCCCAAUGCGAUAGACGACGAUGUGGCCAAGAUUCUCAACACCUCCACACACACAAAGAGCAGCCACAGUCCGAAGGAGGAGGACCGCGUGCUUGAGCUGCUGCGGGAGACACCAUGCUUCACCCCAGUACAGAUGACGGCCUUCUCCCACCUGUAUGUCCACCUCCCACACCAGAUCCAGGACAAGCUAAGCGCGGCAGGCCAUGAUGUGCGCGCGCUGGACGCCUCGGUACAGCAGCAGGUGGAGGCCGCAGCGAGCCAGGAGGUCAUCAGCACCCUCCUGCCACAGCCGCCACCCCCGCCCCCCCAUCACCUGUCCUCGCCGCACCUGGUCACGGUUCCGCCAGAGACAGCCACCAGCAUGACGGAGUGGCCGGAGUAUAUAGCGCUGGAGAGGGCCGAGGAGGAGGCCGAGAAAACCACACAUGCCCGGCGGACUUCAGGUGACUUACUGGGCGGCCUGGCUCCACCCCCCAGCCGCGCCAUCCUCACCCUGGACGCCACGCAGCUGGUCAAACUGUUCGCCAAGACCGGCCAGCCCGCCCAGGCCCUCAGGAAGAACAUGAGCAAGCUGAGUUCCCUCGGACGGUUUCCCUUCAAGUUCACGUCAUCGCUGGAGGAGGUGAAGAGGCUGCCCUGGCCCGAGGCUCUCUACGCCCAUCACCACGGCAUGCACUACAACUCGGGCGACCAGAGUGAGCGGUUCGUGGACCAGUGCAGCCAGGUGGAGCGCCGGUACAUCCGCCAAGAGUCCGCCUCCACCUGCACAGUGUUCCAGGACAAGGAGUUGGCCUACGUCACUGUGCCCGUCCCCACCACCCACGCCCCCGCCAGGACUGACGUAAAGGAGGACACCAGACCCACCCACCAGCCCCAGACGAGACCCCAGACCAAGCCCAAGGUGGUGUCCGGGGCGCGGGGCAAGACGGUGCUGGGGCGGAAGGCGGGGGUGCGUGGGGCAGUGCCGGGGGGGGCGGGGCGACGUGCCGAGCCUGUCCGACGGUCGCCCCGGAAACGCCAGCUGUUGGUGCCUGAAACUGGUCUCCGGAGGUCGCCGCGUAAGUCCGCCAAGAAGUCCGCUCCCAGCACCACAAGUUUGUCCGAGCUGAUGAAGCCUUCGGACCUCCUCACGCCGGCCCAGAGCAGCGGCAGCAGGGGGGGCGGGGGCGCUGCGGGUCGGCCCAGUGUUGCCAGCAGGAAGGCGCCCAAGCCAGCGGACCUCAGCAACAUACACAAGCAGAAACUUCGUGUGGCGGUGGUGGAGGCGCUGGAGCGUGAGGGCGUGCGCAUGAAGGCCCCGCUGUUCAAGGUCUGCUUCAAGAAACUGUUCGCCGUUUGCCACCCCUUCGCGCUGGACGUCAUCGGCCACGGCUCCACCAGCAAGAACAUGGAGAAGAUCGCUGCCUCCCACGUCAAGCAGGUCAUCGAUUUUGAGAAGAGGAAGGCGGUGAAGGGGCGGAAAUGAGAGUGAGGCCUUAUAUACCUGGUCGUCACACACUUGUUUAUAUUUUGGGAGAGGAAGAAGGUGAUAGGAAGUGAGUGAGAGAGAGAGAAAGGCUUUUAUAACUAAUCUUUUUCCUUUUUUAUUUUGAGAAGAGGAAGGAAGUGAAGGGGCGGAAAUGAGAGUGAGGCCUUAUAUAACUGGUCGUCACACUUUUGUUUAUAUUUUGGGAGAGGACAAAGGUGAUAGGAAGAGAGAGAGAGAGAGAGAAAGGCUUUUAUAACUAAUCUUUUUCCUUUUUUAUUUUGAGAAGAGGAAGGAAGUGAAUGAGUGAGGCUUUAUAUAACUGGACUUUUCUUCACAAUUUUGUUUAUAUUUUAGGACGAGGACGAAGGUGAUAGAGAGAGAGAAAGAGAGAGAGAGAGGCUUUUUAUUUUGAGAAGAGGAAGGCACUGAAGGGGCAGAAAUGAGAGUGAGGCUUUACAUAACUCCUCUUCACAAUUUUGUUUAUAUUUUAGGACGAGGACGAAGGUGAUAGAGAGAGAAAGAGAGAGAGGCUUUUUAUUUUGAGAAGAGGAAGGCAGUGAAGGGGCAGAAAUGAGAGUGAGGCUUUACGUAACUUCUCUUUCCUUCACACAUUUUUAUUUUGAGAAGAAGGUGAUAGAGAGAGAGAGAGAGAGAGAGGCUUUUUAUUUUGAGAAGAGGACACAGUGGAGAGAAGGAAGUGAUUGAGUGUGUAUGUGUGUGAUUUUAUAAUUGAUUUUUUUCUCACCUCAUCUCGAUUUCCUUUCAUUCUUUAUUUUUUUUAUUUAUUUAUUUUUUUUUUUGUGUGUGUGUGUGUGUGUGUGUGUGUGUGUGUGUGUGUGUGUGUGUGUGUGUGUGUUAUCUUGGAAUACAAUCUCCUCUAUCUCUUUUUCAUUAUUUUUCUCUCUUAGUUUCUCUUUUAAUUCCACUUCAUCUCAAUCACCUGCAUUUUUUUAUUAAUAGCCAACAAAAAUCUCUCCUCGGAACACAUCAUCUUUUCAUUAUUGUCUUUUUAAUGCAUUUAGCUUCACCGCAUCACAAUUCCCUUUUUUGUAUUGACAGCCAACGCGAUUAUGUGUCUGUAUAUGUGUGUGUCGUGCUGGAAGGCAAUUUAUUUUAGGCGAUAUUGGUCAUAAUUUGGGCAUUUUAAUUUUCCCGGUUGUAUGUGGUCGCGUUUUUUAUGUCGUUAUCAAACAUUCUCAAAACCUCAUCAGCGUGCCUUGGCGUGUGAGGUCGUGGGCUGUGACGUGAUUGUAAUUCCCGCCGUCGACAAGCCUGGGGUGUAGGAAGGUCUGUUGACGAGAUGCACAGAUUCAUUUCUUUAAUCCAUCCAGGUCUUGUUGACACUCUUGACCCCGUCUGUACCGGUGUGUGUUUUGUGACGUGUGUGUGUCAGGAUGGGACGGAGAAAGUAGUGAAAGCAUGCAUGAUCGGUUUGGUAAGGGUGUGAUGGCGAAAGGAGCGUGGUGUGUUGAGAUGGUUUGGACACGUGAUGAGAAUGUGUAUUGAGAUAAAAGUGGGCCUCAAAGAUGAAUGAAUGAAUGAUGAUGUGUGUCACAGCUUGAUGCGCUCACCAGGCACCCGGUACCACCUCCUCGCGCUGGCAAAUGACCCCAAAAAAUGCGUCCUUGUGAGCCCUCAAUACCAACAUUCUAACUGUGACACCGGCUUGUCACAGGUUGCACCCGGUCCCUCGUGGGCACAUCAAGCUGAGACACACAUCACAAGACACAUCCAGCACAGAAGGGUUAAUAGGUAGAUUUGAGUCUAGGUUCCCGGUAGGUUAUAUAAACGAAACAAGCCAUAAUUUUAUACUUUUUAAUAUUGAUGUGUACAUAAAUAAUCAUAAACUCUGUGACUAGAAUAAGGAAUGGAUGGAGACGAGUGCAUUUAUGUAGGUGUGUGUGUGUGUGUGUGUGUGUGUGUGUGUGUGUGACAAAAGUAUAGAUAGUGGAGGGAUAUCAAGGUGUGUGUGUGUGUGUGUAUAUCUGUUUGUGGAUGUGGGUGCGAAACUAAACUAGAUUAUGGACGGAUUCAAGGCAUAUAAGUCUGUGUGUGUAUAUGUGUGUGUGUGCGCGCUUCACUAACGAGGCAGGCGAGGUGAGUAUCAAGGUGGGGGCGAGUCACUAACACUAGACAUCGUAAGGCCAUGCCACACACACCAGUAGGUUCGUAGGUGUCUUGGGUGUACAGAGAGCACUAACCUAUUUGAUACUGUUUUUAUAUAAAGUUGUAUUUUCCUAUAGAAUAAAAACUAGAGAGAAGGUUA
Eriocheir sinensis (Chinese mitten crab) is the source of this 4929-nucleotide messenger RNA. It is a transcript of the gene mi, whose product is annotated as mdm2-binding protein-like. The record is from RefSeq and is a predicted model, not a curated record. Gene Ontology annotation, cellular component: kinetochore. Lineage: Eukaryota; Metazoa; Arthropoda; Malacostraca; Decapoda; Varunidae. Gene Ontology annotation, biological process: traversing start control point of mitotic cell cycle; protein localization to kinetochore; regulation of protein ubiquitination. Bases 57 to 2660 code for a protein of 867 amino acids. The transcript has 16 exons.